This is a messenger RNA of Haliotis rubra (blacklip abalone), 1891 nucleotides long. Its product is annotated as 2',5'-phosphodiesterase 12-like. The coding region runs from base 44 to 1843 and encodes 599 amino acids. Gene Ontology annotation, biological process: nuclear-transcribed mRNA catabolic process, deadenylation-dependent decay. Gene Ontology annotation, molecular function: 3'-5'-RNA exonuclease activity. The transcript is spliced from 6 exons. Lineage: Eukaryota; Metazoa; Mollusca; Gastropoda; Lepetellida; Haliotidae. The record is from RefSeq and is a predicted model, not a curated record. Gene Ontology annotation, cellular component: mitochondrion.
AUAUUAAAUUUCCUGUUAGGGUUGUAACUUCCGGAAAUUGCAUAUGUUUGCGUUAUUUUCUAAGUUACCUCGCGUGUUAUUACCUGGGUGUCGCACAUGUCACAUCUCGACUCAGAGGAUGGCGGCUGUGUAUGUGCGAUGCGUGCCAGGAGACGAGGACAUGGAAAUUCGUCUCCGCUAUGGCCACAACAGUGAAAACUACAGGACGUACAAUCUGAAACGUCGUCAAAAUGAAGAAAUUACAAGAGCCCUCGGGAGACUCCAGCAUAACAUAUUGAAUUCCUUAUCGAAAAAGAAGAAAAAGAAACCCAAAUCAAAAGAACCCGAGACGGUUCCGGAUCAGGAGACUGACAUUGCAGUAAACUUGUUCGUUGAAGGCAACAAAGUGGAUGGUAGUACAUUCAACAGAGAUGCGUGGAUUCAAGGGGCAGAACUCGACAUAUGUGGCACCCGGUUAACUGUAGAUGUUAAUUCCCCAACUAUACGUUCUAUAUCUUUGCCUUCGAAUUUAAUGGCUGGAUUUCCUCUGUUUCCUAAAUGUGAUGCGGAGUUUGUUAAUUUAAAUGAAUGUUCGUUCAACUGGUAUAGGACGAAAUUACGUGACAGCGGAGGGGCGAGUGCGGCUAAAGAAAACAAUCAUACCGAAGGACAGGAGCAAUAUGAUAUAUGUAAAGUUUCUGAUGGAAUUACAUACACUCCAACAAUAGGUGAUAUUGGAUUUCAUUUAAAAGUUGAAUGCAUUCCAAGGGAAGGUGAUCGGAUAGGUUUAAAAUGUGAAAGUAUUUCAGAGUGUGAAGUAAGUGCAGGUCCGGGACCGUGUCCAUUUGAAAACCGACAGUUGUAUACGCAGCAAGAAACUGAGACUGGCAGCUUUCGUGUUGUGACAUACAAUAUCCUGGCAGACUUGUAUGCAGACUCCGACUUCUCCCGCCAGCAGUUGUUUCCCUAUUGUCCUCCUUAUGCUCUGGCCAUUGACUACAGAAGGCAACUACUUCUCAAGGAAAUUGCAGGCUACAACGCAGACAUUAUAUGUCUACAAGAGUGUGACAUGAAGGUGUUUCAACAUGACCUGCUCCCCUUCCUUGACAACUCGGGCUUUGCUGGAUGGAUGAAGAGGAAAGGAACCAAGGUUACUGAAGGAUCUGCUACCUUCUACAGAAAGUCCAAGUUCAGCUUGGUGGGUGAGCAUGGCAUAAUGCUGUCGGAGUUCUUGGGGGAACCUGCAAAUGCAGAUCUGUGGGAUAAAGUGAGUCAGAAGACGGCUUUGAGAGAUAAGAUGAUGGAGAGGACCACAAUCCUUCAGGUGACCUUGCUCCAGUCUACCCACAAUCCUGACAACUUUCUGUGUGUUGCCAACACUCACCUGUACUUCCACCCAAGGGCGGACAACAUCCGAGCACUGCAGAUCGGUCUGAGCAUGAGGUUCUUACAGCAACUCUGUCAGCCAUAUCUAUCGGAGGGUAAAAAGAUGUCUGUCGUGUUUUGCGGGGACUUCAACAGCUCUGUGAAGAGAGCUGUGAAUGUGCUGGUCACCACAGGUCGUAUCCCAGAGGAUUUUGAUGACUGGGCCUCCGGUGGCGAGGAGGAACGGAUUGGUUGUGAGCUGUCACAUGACUUCAAGAUGAUAAGUGCAUGUGGUUACCCCGAGUACACCAACUACACAAUGGGCUUCCACGGACUCCUGGACUACAUCUUCACUGACACGGUACAUCUGGAGGUGAUGCAGGUGAUCCCUAUGCCUGACCACAAUGAGGUGACGCAGCAUGGAGCACUUCCCAGUGUGGUCUUCCCCUCCGACCAUAUCGCACAGAUCUGUGAUAUGAGGUGGAAAUCUGUGAUAUAACCAAUACUGUGAUGGUUGAUAUUAUGUAUUUAAAUGGGUAUGACCUUU